Messenger RNA from Carcharodon carcharias (great white shark), 2373 nucleotides. RefSeq names its product zinc finger protein 585A-like. Bases 433 to 2373 code for a protein of 646 amino acids. The record is from RefSeq and is a predicted model, not a curated record. The transcript is spliced from 5 exons. NCBI's taxonomy places the organism in Eukaryota, Metazoa, Chordata, Chondrichthyes, Lamniformes, Lamnidae.
AUUGUCCUCCAGCCAUUCAGAGCGCGGGCUUUGUGUGAAUGAAGAUUGAGCUUCACACAGACUAAAAGUUCCUCCUGUGUCCAAUAUCUGAUAUUCGAAGAGGAGGAUUUGCAACAGAAAUCUCAAACCAAUCAUCAUGUCAAGAUCUGACAGAGUCGCUUGAUUUAUUAGGACCUGAAUAUCAUCAGCUUUUGAAUGUGGAAGGAGAAAUGUUUGCUUGUCCUGUCUGCUUAAAUGGCUUCAACAGCACUGGAAAAGCACUGAGACACACAUACCCGAGUGAGAGUGUUCCUGUGCUCUGACUGUGGAAAGAGCUUUAACCAGUAACACAGACUGAAAAAACCAUCACACCAUUCACAGUGGGGAGAGACUGUCUGUGGACAAGGCUUCAACUAAUCAUUGAAUCUGGAGAAACACAAGGACACCCGCACCAUGGAGAAACUGUGGAAAUGUGGGGACUGUGGGAAGGGAUUCCAGACCCCAUCUGUGCUGGAAACUCAUCAACACAGUCACACUGGGGAGAGGCUGUUCACCUGCUCUGAGUGUGGGAAGAGAUUCAGUGAUUCAUCCAACGUGCUGAUGCACCAGCGACUUUACACCGGAGAAAGGCCGUUCAGCUGCAGUGAAUGUGGGAAGGGAUUCAGCCAUUCGUCUAUUCUGCUGAGACACCAGAGAAUUCACACUGAGGAGAGGCUGUUCACCUGCUCUGAAUGUGGGCAGGAAUUCAGUCAGUUAUCCCACCUUCUGAGACACAGGCGAGUUCACACCGGGGAGAGGCCGUUCACCUGCUCUGAAUGUGGGAAGGGAUUCACUGAUUCAUCCCAACUGCUGACACACCGACGAGUUCACACUGGGGAGAGGCCCUUCACCUGCUCCGAAUGUGGGAAGGGAUUCACUGAUUCAUCCCAACUGCUGACACACCGACGAGUUCACACUGGGGAGAGGCCCUUCACCUGCUCCAAAUGUGGGAAGGGAUUCCCUGAUUCACCCGCACUGCAGAAGCACCGACGAGUAUACACCAGGGAGAGGCCCUUCACCUGCUCCGCGAGUGGAAAGCGAUUCAGUGAUUCAUCCCACCUUCUGACACACCAGCGAGUUCCCACCGGGGAGAGACCGUUCACCUGCUCUGAGUGUGGGAAGAGCUUCGCUCAGUUCCCAUCUACGCUGGAAAUUCAUCAACGCGUUCACACCGGGGAGAGGCCAUUCACAUGCUUUGAAUGUGGGCAGAGGUUCACUCAGUCAUUCAACCUGCUGAAACACCAGCGAGUUCACACUGGAGAGAGGCCGUUCACCUGCUCUGAGUGCGAGAAAGGAUUCAGUAAUCAUUCCAACCUGCGGAGGCACCAGCAAGUUCACACUGGGGAGAGGCCUUUCACCUGCUCUCUGUGUGGAAAAAGAUUCACUCAGUUAAACAACCUGCAGGAACACCAGCGAGUUCACACCGGGGAGAGGCCAUUCAUCUGCUCUCGGUGUGGAAAGGGAUUUAAUAAUUCUUCCAACCUGGUGACGCACAAGCGAGUUCACACUGGGGAGAGGCCAUACAUCUGCUCGCAGUGUGGGAAAGGAUUCAGUGAUGUAUCCACCCUGCGGAACCACCAGCGAGUUCACACCGGGGAGAGGCCAUUCACCUGCUCUGAGUGUGGGAAGGGAUUCACUCAGGAUUCAUCCAACCUGCUGAUGCACCAGCGAGUUCACACUGGGGAGAAACCGUACACCUGCUCUGAGUGCGGGAAGGCAUUCACUCUGUUAUCCCACUUGCAGACACACCAGCGAGUUCACACUGGGGAAAGAGCGUACACCUGCUCUGAAUGUGAGAAGGGAUUUACUAAUUCGUCCAAUCUGCAGAAACACAACCGAGUUCACACUGGGGAGAGGCCAUUCAGCUGUUCUGAGUGUGGCCAGGCAUUUAAUCAGUUAUCCCACCUGCUGACAUACCAGCCAGUUCACAAUGGUGAGAGGCCAUUCACUUACUCUGAGUGUGGAAAGGGAUUCGUUCAGUUAUCCAAGCUCCAGAUACACCAGCAAGUUCACACCGGGGAGAGGCCAUUCAGCUGCUCUGUGUGUGGAAAGGGAUUCACACAGUCAUCCACCCUGCUUUCUCACCGACGAGUUCACACCGGGGAGAAGCCUUUCACAUGCUCCACAUGUGGGAAGGGAUUCACUCAGUCAUCCAGCCUGCUGACACACCAGCGAGUUCACACUGGGGAGAAGCCUUUCAUGGGCUCCACAUGUGGGAAGGGAUUCAGAGAUACAUCCACCUUGCUGAUACACCAGAGACUUCACACCGGGGAAAAGCCUUUCACAUGCUCCACAUGUGGGAAGGGAUUCACUCAGUUAUCCAACCUAAUGACGCACCAGCGAGUUCACAAGUAA